Molecule: messenger RNA, 1457 nt
Organism: Cottoperca gobio
Lineage: Eukaryota; Metazoa; Chordata; Actinopteri; Perciformes; Bovichtidae
Product: GTPase IMAP family member 4-like
Molecular function (GO): GTP binding
Source: RefSeq, a predicted model, not a curated record
UCCGUGCGAGUACUGUUAAUGCGAAAAUGUUUUAAAUAGUAUUUUUUUAGCAAAAAUGUGUUGGGGUAAUAGUGAGCAUACGACAGGAUAAAUGAGACUUGGAUUAUUCUGCUCGAGUUGUGUUUUGAUGUAGUUUUGCCGUAAGACGCCCUCCUUUUACUUCAAUUCAUCAAGAAUGUUCUUUGUUUUUGGAUUCUUCGUACACCGUGAGGACAUGCGAGAAAUUCAAGAUGGCUUUAAGCUCAACUAAAGACUGCGACCUGAGGAUCGUCCUGCUGGGGAAGACUGGAUCAGGAAAGAGUGCAACAGGGAACACCAUCCUGGGACGAAAAGCUUUUAACUCAGUGGUUUCUCCGUCUUCUGUUACAAAGACAUGUGGGAAAGUAACCGGUCAUUUUGAUAAAAGAACCGUCACUGUGGUCGACACCCCUGGUAUCUUUGACACAUCGAUCGAAGAUGAUCAACUGCAAAGUGUAAUGGGAGAAUGCAUCACAGAGGCUGAACCAGGACCUCAUAUAUUCCUGUUUGUGAUGAGACUGGAUGUACGCUUCACAGAUGAGGAGAAGAAUGUCAUCAAGUGCUUCAAGGACAACUUUGGUGAAGAAGUCUCCAACUACACACUGGUGCUGUUCACUAGGGGACAUGAGCUCAAGGAGAAAUCCAUUGAGACUUAUUUAUACGAAAGUCCUGAACUCAAAGCGUUCGUCAGUGGCUGUAAAGCUGGCUACACUGUGUUUGAAAAUGAAUUCAUGGAAGAUCGCACUCAGGUGGCCGAUCUGUUUGAAAACAUAGACAAAGUGGUGCAGUUAAAUGGUUACCUCCAUUAUACCAGCAACAUGUACGAAGAGGCCCAGAGAAAGAAAACAUCGAAGGAAUGGUGGAGCGAGUGGGGAGACAAGAUGAACUCUUUCAGUAAACUUGUUAUUACAGCCACAGCCACAGCUGUCCCUUUAGCUGGUGUUGUUUUUAGUGCGGAGAGAGCAGCAGUUGCAGCUGGAGGACCAAUGCUAUUAGCUGCAGGUGCCAUGAUUUCUAAAGGCAUCGGGAAGUGGAUGAAACCUAAAACAGACAGCUGAGUCAUGACAAACAAUAAGUGGUUUUCUAAAGGCACUCUGGUGCUUGGAAACACUACCGCUUUAGUCGACAGGGAUCGCCAAAAUCAACACAAAAUGAAAGUUCCUCCUUUUAACUUUAAGCAAACUUGUAAAGUCAUUCUAUUGAUUGUCUUUUUUAAAACAUGGAGGCAACACCUUUUAAUGCAUUUCAUAUUUUCUUAAUGUACAUGCAUACAUAUUAAUCACAACCUGCUUUGAAUGAUAAAUAAACCUUUUAAAACAAAUCUUAUAUUGAUGCUAUACACUCUUAUCCUGAAAAUCAUUUUGUGUGAAGAACACUAUUGUACUUUGUGUCUGUUUGGUUUGUAAGAAUGAAAUAAAACAAUGUGUUUAAAACCUUAA